AUGGACCUCAUCGCCACAGGAGCUACCUCGAGGCCCAGUUGUGAGUUCCAUAACAAUAGUCAGCAUCACGAACCCGGCCUCCUGAUGGCUACCUACGAUACACUCUUGUUCUUCGCAUUGUUAAUUUUUAAAUAUAUUCGGCUUAUCGUUCAAGGCUUAGCCUAUCUCAGAUAUAGACCUAUUCCCAUCCCGAAGAACCCGAACCUUACACCGGCUGCUGUAACGACUGUAAUUGCAACGCUCGGUAAAAGUCCCGUUGCACUUUUCGAAGGAGUUCACUGCCAUAUACAAGCCGGAAUCCAGAACAUUUGGAUCUGUACGCCUCCUAAUACGUUUGAAGAAAUUCAAGCCUUAUCGAUUGAAAUUGCAAAGCGGCACGACAGAGUUCGAAUUGAUGUAUGCCAGGCUAGCUAUGCCAAUAAGCGAGAACAACUUGCAUGCGCCAUUACCCAUAUUCCUGAAGAUCGAAAGCGGGUCCAUCGAAUUAUAGUGUUCGCUGAUGACGAUAUAGUAUUUCCCGAGAACACCGUGCGAUGGAUGCUUGCAGCUUUUGAGAAGGAUAAAGUUGGUGGAGUAGGGACCUGUCAGCGAGCUAGAGGUGUCGCCGAUGGAUCACCCUCGCGGAGGAUUAUCAAUUCAAUCUUUCGUGACUAUAUUGAACGUCGAAACUUCGAAAAUCUAGCAACUUUGACAAUAGAUGGUUCGAUCUCAUGCCUAUCAGGGCGAAUGGCUGGCUUCCGAUCGGAGAUAGUCGAAGACCCUCGAUUCCUCAGCGGAUUCACAGGUGAGACAUGGAACGGUCGACCGCUGAACGCUGAUGAUGACAACUUCUGGACACGUUAUCUACUGGAGAACGACUGGAGCAUCAAGAUUCAAAGCCACAGAGAGUGCCAGGUCGAAACAAUAUUCGGUACGAGUACCCAAGAACUCUGGCGAUUUGUGCGAUGGCAGAGAAGCAAUCCGAGGAGCAACUCGAAAAGUUUACGAAACUUCAAAAAUUGGCGGUAA
This is a messenger RNA of Fonsecaea pedrosoi CBS 271.37, 1008 nucleotides long. RefSeq lists its product as uncharacterized. The transcript has 2 exons. The coding region runs from base 1 to 1008 and encodes 335 amino acids. The record is from RefSeq and is a predicted model, not a curated record. Lineage: Eukaryota; Fungi; Ascomycota; Eurotiomycetes; Chaetothyriales; Herpotrichiellaceae.